This is a messenger RNA of Hemiscyllium ocellatum (epaulette shark), 2106 nucleotides long. It is a transcript of the gene parpbp, whose product is annotated as PARP1 binding protein. The record is from RefSeq and is a predicted model, not a curated record. Bases 209 to 1945 code for a protein of 578 amino acids. Gene Ontology annotation, cellular component: chromatin. The transcript has 11 exons. Gene Ontology annotation, biological process: negative regulation of double-strand break repair via homologous recombination. NCBI's taxonomy places the organism in Eukaryota, Metazoa, Chordata, Chondrichthyes, Orectolobiformes, Hemiscylliidae.
UUUAAAUUGUCCUGGAGCUGGCUGUGGGGGGAAUAAGGCUGGCUGGGAUCUUUCUUUAUCUUUAAGCCGAGAAAUAGGGGAGGGGGGAAAGAUUUACUCGCAGAACAAGGUGUGGUGUUCGUGCUGACUUCUUUAGCAGGUUUUUUUGGUGAACAACCUACCUGUCUGCCUAGAUUGGGAGUAACUGUACACAAGUGACAGUUGAGACAUGGAUUCUCUUCAGCAGCAAGUAUUACAGUUGAUAAGGAAAUUCCGGAAAGGAUGGUGCCAGUUACUGGAGCGUGAGAGAAUGACUAUUUGUGGUGCCGAUAAUAUGCUUAUGCUUUUGCAGCUUGCUAUAGCUGAAAUAAACAAAGUGUCCUAUGGGGAAUUCAGCGUUACCUUGAGUGAACUGCUCCUGUCUUGGAAACACUUACUUCGGGAGAAACUGGAGUUGCUGAGUGAACUUGAUGUGGCACCAGAUGGGUACCAGAGAGUCCGAGAAACAUAUGAGGCUUUUCUGAGCAAAAAUAACUCUGUGGACCUGAUUGAUGUCUACAAGAUUUGUGCCAAGUUAAAACCUGAAAGUGAUCCUGCAGCAAUAUUGUCAAAGAUGGAGCUAUUGAAUUUCCUGUUGGGUACUGCAAAGCCUUCAGAGAAUUCCCUUUCUCCAGUUCCCACUUCUCCAGCCAAUGAGAGUCAUCAGACCAUUGCUAAGUUGGCACUGGUUUUGAGGAAGCUCCUUUGUGACUAUUUGCAUUUACUGGUGAACUCGAAGAGUGACCUUGCUCUGGCAUGUAUCUUCAACGUUCCUGAGCGAGGGUUUGGAAAAACUGCCUUCACCGAUCUGAGACAUGCAGCACGCGACAAGCAAACAUCACUGUACCUGGCUGCGACAUCCUUUGUUAGGUGUUUAGAACUUGGUGGAAAAAGCUAUGCUCCUUCAGACAAGGACCCACUGAUGCAGCACGUCAAAGGGCUUCUAGAUUUGGUGCAUUUCAUAGAUAAAUUGCAAGAAAUAAUUGGAGAGACCCCAGAUUCCAGUGUUGCAGCUGGUCAGAUCCUAUCCUGCAUCAAAAGGCGGCUGUUAAAGGGUAAAAGCAGCAAGAGUUCAUUCUGUCUGGCCACUGAGGAGGUCUCAGAAGAUUUAACGAUGAGGAUUAAUAAUGUCGUCAACCAUCAGCAUGAUUGCACAGAUGAAAUGAUGACUGACAUCAGCCCUGCUCAGCCCAAGGUUUAUGCCAUCAACCAUGCCACAGCAUACGGUGGUCGGAGAACGGUGAAAGCUUUGAUAGCGCUGCUGGAUGAAGAAGCAGCUCAGCCUCCAAGUGAAGGCAAGGCUGAGCUGCUCUAUGGCACUGAACAACAUGACAGCAUCUUUGGCGUUCCAUGCAUGCUGACCCUGUUCAGGUCUCCAACUCAAUCAAGUGGCUUAUUGUCAAAACCUUUGUGCCAUCGCAUUCAGAAAAGAAUUCAGAAAGAGAGCCUUGCCAAGGUGAAGCAUACUUUGAUCAAGUCACAGUUCUCUUGUACAUAUAAAGAGGAAUCUGCAGCAAAAAUCAAACAUUGUAAUGAUCUCAGCUUUGACCAGACUCCAACUGGUGUCCAACCUGUGCCAAGACCAGCUGUCACGAUCUUCUGUGAUGAUGAAUCUAUUGAAGCUGGAUCCUCUCAAAUAUUACCACCAUCGGCAGGGCAGUUGGAAUUACCAAGAAAACGAGGACAUGAAGCAAUUCUCGGAAAAGCUAGGAAUGAGGAAGGUGGAAAUCGGAAAGGCAGCAGGAAGGUGUCAAAACGGAAAUGCAUGGAAUUUGAUAAUGAUAUGGGCUGUGAAAAUGAACUACCUACCUGUCCCCCUGCCUCACUGGAGAGCAAAAUGGGGAAGACUACAAAGACUGUCCGAACGAAGGCCAAGAAUAAGUUAAUUGCUGGACAAUCGAAACUCACCAAUUUCUUUAGGGUUUAGGAUUUUUUUUCUGUCCUCUUUUCAAAACUAAAUGAGAUUUUCAAAUGUCAAAAGUCAUUGAUCAGUUGUGUAAUUUGGUGAACUUGUUUUCAAAAUGCAGUACACAGGCAACACUCUUGUGAUUAUGAACGUAGAAUGUUCAAAAUUUUAUUUUUUUUAAA